Molecule: messenger RNA, 1240 nt
Organism: Aspergillus heteromorphus CBS 117.55
Lineage: Eukaryota; Fungi; Ascomycota; Eurotiomycetes; Eurotiales; Aspergillaceae
Exons: 4
Coding region: 77-1240 (387 amino acids)
Source: RefSeq, a predicted model, not a curated record
UCCUCAUCCUCCUCCCCCACUCUCUCUCUCUCUCGGCCACUUCCCUACAAUUCAAUUCAACCUGCCAGACACCAUCAUGGCUGACUCUAAGCCCAAGCCACCCUCAAUUCCCUCAUGGCAGCAGGCCAACGCCAAAUCCAAUGACUCGACUUCCACCUCCACCUCCACCUCCACCUCAUCGCCGACCUCCGAUGAGCCCUCACGGUCUACGCUCGUCGAGCAAGCAGCCAAGUUCCUCCAGGAUGACUCCAUCCAAGACGAGAUCAACACGCUGCUGGGCUUAUCGCCCACCCCGGAGGAGACAACUAGUACGACCGAGGAUGCGAAGACCGCUUCCCCAGAUAGCACUUCUACGAGCACCGACUCAGCUUCUCCGACAAGCAGCACCCUCCAGGCUUCUCCCCAACCCUCUUUCUCAUCCUCCACCACUUCUGCACCAGAAUCUGCACCAGCAGCCACAGCCUCAUCUUCAACACCAACCCCAACAAGCACCCCCAAAACCAACACCACCCGCGACAUGCCCCCGAUCAUCACCUAUCCCGAAUUCCUCACCACACCCACCCAACCCCCACCCCUCGUCACUCUCCGCAGCGUCCUCUACACUCUCUACGGCGCAGCCGGCCUCAGCGCGAGCCUAUACGGCGCGAGCGAAUUCCUAAUAAAGCCAAUGCUCGCGAACCUAACCUCAGCCCGACAAGAGCUGGCCUCCACCGCAACCCUGAACCUGCAAAGGCUCAACGAGAAGCUCGAGAAAACCGUCUCCCUCUUCCACCGCGACAUAGCAACCCAAACCACAACCUCCGACUUCGCCCCAACCACCUCCAUCCCCUCCCUCCCAUCCACCCAAGACACACAAGCCUCCACCCCAACAGCAAAGGUAUUAGCACACACCACCCGUCUCGAAUCCAUCACCUCGCAGCUCCGUGACUUCUCGUCCACAGAGAAAGAUUCCAGCGCGUUCGACGACUCCCUGCGCACGCGGCUGAACGAGCUACACCAUUAUCUGGAUGGGCUGAUCUACGCGAAAGCCGGGUUCAAUCCGCUAGCCGGAUACGGGGCGUAUAGUACGCCCGGGAUUGAAUCGGGGGGUGGAGCGGCGACGGGCGUGGGGAAGGGCGAAGAGGAUGCGAUUGCGGGGUUCCGGGCGGAGAUUCGGGGCGUGAAGGGGGCGAUGUUGAGCGCGAGAAACUUUCCGGCGGGGAGAGGGGGGAGGGUGGGGGGUGGGUUAGUGAGGGAGUGA